Messenger RNA from Haliotis rufescens (red abalone), 2110 nucleotides. Its product is annotated as amidase-like. Lineage: Eukaryota; Metazoa; Mollusca; Gastropoda; Lepetellida; Haliotidae. Gene Ontology annotation, molecular function: catalytic activity. The transcript is spliced from 12 exons. The record is from RefSeq and is a predicted model, not a curated record. Bases 345 to 1580 code for a protein of 411 amino acids.
UGGCGUCGGGAACAGACCUCUACCACGCCCCGACUGUCUGCUGCCCGUCUGUCAAUGACCUCCAGCAACUUUCUGAUGACCUCCGGCUGAAAUGUUCCUCUGAAGAACUGGAGGCAAUUUGUGAUCAGUUCAAAGGUACUGCUGGCGGUUUUACCCGGUUAUGGCAACUCCAGGAACCUUCACUUCCGGUAAAAUAUCCUCGAACUCCGGGUUACAAGCCGGUUCCAGCUGACAACCCGUACAAUGCCUGGUAUCGGCGAUGUGACAUCAAAGGCGCCGACAAAGGCAAGUUGGCAGGUAAAACAGUGGGCAUCAAAGACUGCAUUGCAGUGGCCGGUGUUCCGAUGGGCGUUGGUACAGCUCUGAUGGAAGGUUACACGCCAGAGUUCGAUGCGACUUUGGUAACAAGGAUCCUAGAUGCAGGAGGUCACAUUAUUGGCAAGACGUCAGUGGAGAACCUGUGCAAAAGCGGAAGUAGCUUUACAUGCGCGAGUGGCCCUGUGAAGAACCCGUAUGAUGAAACCCGGACCACAGGUGGAUCAAGCGGUGGCAGCGCCGCACUGGUAUCUAUGGGUCUUGUGGAUCUCGCCGUCGGUGGAGACCAAGGAGGCUCAAUCAGGAUUCCAGCCGGCUGGUGUGGCAUUGUGGGCAUGAAGCCGACACAUGGACUGGUUCCUUACACUGGGGCCAUGUCUAUAGACACGACACUGGACCACCUGGGACCAAUGACAAGAACCGUGGAAGACAAUGCCUUACUACUGGAGGUAAUAGCUGGAUACGAUGGAGGCAGAGAUCCCAGACAGCCGGUCGGCCUCAAAGUCCCUCACUAUAGCAAACAGAUCAAUGUGAAUAUCUCCGGCAAGAAGAUCGGCGUGUUGAAGGAAGGGUUUGACGUGUGUACGGAGCCUGACGUGGUGGAGAUAGUGAGGAGAGAAGUGGAUAGACUGAAGGAAGCAGGGGCAGAGGUGGAGGAAGUAUCACUGCCCAUACAUCUGGAUGGACCUGCUAUCUGGAACGCUAUUUGUCUCCAAGGCACCUACAAUUGCAUGGUGAAAGGCAAUGGGACUGGCUAUUUUUGGAAAGGCUUGUACCCCAUGUCGAUGCUGCAGGCUGCAUGUCGGGGUGUUGCUGCUCGGCCCUAUGAUAUGUCUAUUGUCAUGAAAGCAACAUCUCUGACCUCGGAGUAUCUCAACAGGAACUAUCAGAAUAUAUUCUAUGCCAAGGGACAGAACCUCAACAUGUUGCUGACUUCAGAGUACGACCGUGUUCUGGAAAAGUAUGACGUCAUCGUGAUGCCGACCUUGCCAUAUAAGGCAUCGAAACUUCCAAAAGUUGACGCCACUUAUACAGAGUUACUCAAGGUUAGUCAUUCCAUGAACCUGAACACCUCGCCAUUUGAUUGUACCGGGCAUCCUGCUCUCUCCAUCAACGCAGGCUUCAGCGAUGGACUUCCGGUUGGGAUGAUGAUUGUUGGCCGCCAUUUUGACGAAACCACAGUCUACCAAGUGGCGAGAGCCUACGAAGAGAUCCGAGACAAAUCUGGACUGAUCACUGAGGGCAACUUGAACGACGUCGUGUAACUAAGACAUAACCAAUGCCUAUCGCCGAGUAAAUGAAGUCGCACACAGAAGAGUUAACCAAAACAAACUUUCAGUUUGUAGAUAUGUGUUCAAACGUUCGUUGAAGAACAUUGCUACCUCAUUCCAUUAGUUAAUCUGUAUCCAAAUAAUACCCGAAGACAAAUUUCAAUUGGAACUAUGUUGCCUGUUGUCUCUGUCCGACUGACUUAUCGCAGAUCUUGUGACGUAAUAUGUUAAUGCGCACAUUCCAGGAAAACGCCUGUAGACCGUUUGUGACAGAUGAAAAUACAAUGUUAACUUGUAAUACAGGUUUCAAGACAAAUUUCAGUUGGAACUAUGUUGCCUGUUGUCUCUGUCCGAUGACUUAUCGCAGAUCUUGUGACGUAAUAUGUUAAUGCGCACAUUCCAGGAAAACGCCUGUAGACCGUUUGUGAGAGAUAAGAGUACAAUGUAAUACAGGUUUCGGGAUGGUAAAUGUCCUGUAUUAGUAAGGAACACUGGCAAAAUACAAUGUUUACUUGUAAUACAGG